ACGAGCUGACCAAUGCCUUGGAGAUCAGCAACAUCGUCUUCACCAGCAUGUUCGCCCUGGAGAUGCUCCUCAAGCUCCUGGCCUUCGGGAUCUUUGGCUACAUCAAGAAYCCCUACAACAUCUUCGACGGGAUCAUCGUCGUCAUCAGUGUCUGGGAGAUCAUUGGGCAGUCGGACGGGGGCCUGUCCGUGCUCCGCACCUUCCGGCUGCUCCGCGUGCUGAAGCUCGUGCGCUUCAUGCCCGCCCUGCGCCGCCAGCUCGUGGUGCUCAUGAAGACCAUGGACAACGUGGCCACCUUCUGCAUGCUCCUCAUGCUCUUCAUCUUCAUCUUCAGCAUCCUUGGUAUGCAUCUUUUCGGGUGCAAGUUCAGCCUGAAAACCGACACGGGCGACACGGUUCCGGACAGGAAGAAUUUUGAUUCCUUGCUUUGGGCCAUYGUGACCGUGUUCCAGAUCCUCACGCAGGAGGACUGGAACGUGGUGCUGUACAACGGCAUGGCCUCCACCUCCUCCUGGGCUGCUCUCUACUUCGUGGCCCUGAUGACCUUUGGCAAUUACGUGCUCUUCAACCUCCUGGUGGCCAUCCUGGUGGAAGGAUUCCAGGCAGAGGGCGAUGCCAACAGAUCAGACACGGAUGAGGACAAGACAUCUGCCAACUUUGAGGACGAGUUUGAGAAGCUCAAAGAUCUCCGAGCGACAGAGAUGAAGAUGUACUCGCUGGCUGUCACCCCCAACGGGCACCUGGAGGGCAGGGGGGCGAUGCCCCCGCCCAUCAUCAUGCGCACGGCGGCCACCCCGAUGCCCACCCCGAAGUGCUCCCCACACCUGGACUCCCUGCACGCCCUCGGAGACUCGAGGAGAGGCAGCAAYGCCUCGCUGGAGCCCUCAGGCUACGACCAGAAGUCCUUGUCCAGCCUUCGCAGCUCUCCCUGCGCCCACUGGGGCAGUGGCAGCGCCUGGGGCAGCCGCCGCUCCAGCUGGAACAGCCUGGGCCGGGCGCCGAGCCUCAAGAGGAAGAACCAGUCUGGAGAGAGGGAGUCCCUGCUUUCUGGAGAGGGGAAAGGCAGCACGGAUGAUGACUCGGAUGAUGCCAAACCCGGCACUCCAGGCAGGCCCUCACCCCGUGGCCGAGCGGAAUCGCUGGACGGCCGCGGCUCCCCGGAGCUGCCCGAGCUGUCCCCGGCGCUCCGGCUCGGCCCCGCCGCCCUGCUGCCACCACCACCCGAGUGCCAYGGCUGCAACGGCAAAAUGGGCCCCGGAGAGUUCUUCCUCAGAGUGGAUGGCCACAAGGAGGACGCCCUGGACUACGAGGAUGACGUGGAGGAUAGUUACUGCUACCGGAUCCGCAAAGCCCUGGAGCCCUACAAACCCCAGUGGUGCAAGACCCACGAGGACUGGUCCCUCUACUUGUUUUCCCCACAGAACAGGUUCCGUGUGACGUGCCAGAAGGUCAUCGCCCACAAGAUGUUUGACCACGUGGUGUUGGUCUUCAUCUUCCUCAACUGCAUCACCAUAGCCCUGGARAGACCAGACAUCGACCCCCUGAGCACGGAAAGGGUAUUCCUCAGUGUCUCUAAUUACAUCUUCACUGCCAUCUUUGUGGUUGAAAUGAUGGUUAAGGUGGUGGCUCUUGGCUUUUUCUCGGGGGAGAACACGUACCUGCAGAGCAGCUGGAACGUCCUGGAUGGGGUCCUGGUCUUUGUGUCCAUCAUUGACAUCAUCGUGUCCAUGGCAUCAGCGGGAGGAGCCAAAAUCCUGGGAGUUCUUCGUGUUUUGAGGCUUCUGCGGACGCUGAGGCCUCUCCGAGUCAUCAGCAGAGCCCCAGGUCUSAAGCUGGUGGUGGAAACCUUGAUCUCCUCCCUGAGGCCCAUCGGGAACAUUGUUCUCAUCUGCUGUGCUUUCUUCAUUAUCUUUGGGAUUUUAGGGGUGCAGCUUUUUAAAGGGAAAUUCUACUACUGCGAUGGCCCUGACGUCAAAAACAUCACCACCAAGGCCGACUGCACCAACGCUCAYUACAGAUGGGUCCGGCGCAAGUACAACUUCGACAACCUGGGCCAGGCCCUGAUGUCCCUGUUUGUCCUCUCCUCCAAGGAYGGCUGGGUGAACAUCAUGUACGAUGGGCUGGACGCCGUGGGCAUUGACCAACAGCCCAUCCAGAACCACAACCCCUGGAUGCUGCUCUACUUCAUCUCCUUCCUGCUCAUCGUCAGCUUCUUCGUGCUCAACAUGUUCGUGGGGGUGGUGGUGGAGAACUUCCACAAGUGCCGGCAGCACCAGGAGGCGGAGGAGGCGCGGCGCCGGGAGGAGAAGCGGCUCCGACGCCUGGAGAAAAAGCGCAGGAAAGCACAACGCCGGCCCUACUACGCCGACUACUCGCCAGCGCGGAAAUACAUCCACAGCCUGUGCACCAGCCACUACCUCGACCUCUUCAUCACCUUCAUCAUCGGCGUCAACGUCAUCACCAUGUCCAUGGAGCACUACAACCAGCCCAAGUCCCUGGAUGAAGCCCUCAAGUACUGCAACUACGUGUUCACCAUCGUCUUCGUGUUCGAGGCACUCCUCAAGCUGGUGGCCUUUGGCUUCCGGAGGUUCUUUAAGGACAGGUGGAACCAGCUGGACUUGGCCAUCGUUCUCCUGUCCAUUGUGGGGAUCACACUGGAGGAGAUCGAGAUGAACGCUGCCCUUCCCAUCAAUCCCACCAUCAUCCGGAUCAUGAGGGUGCUGCGGAUUGCCAGAGUGCUGAAACUGCUGAAAAUGGCCACGGGCAUGAGAGCUCUCCUGGACACGGUGGUGCAAGCCCUGCCCCAGGUAGGGAACCUUGGCCUACUUUUCAUGCUCCUGUUUUUUAUCUAUGCUGCCCUGGGAGUGGAACUGUUUGGCAAGCUCGAUUGCAGUGAGGAAAAUCCCUGCGAGGGUCUGAGCCGCCACGCCACCUUCACCAACUUUGGCAUGGCCUUCCUCACCCUCUUCAGGGUGUCCACAGGGGACAACUGGAAUGGCAUCAUGAAGGACACGCUCAGGGAAUGCACCCGGGAGGACAAGCACUGCCUCAGCUACCUGCCCGUCAUCUCCCCCGUCUACUUCGUCACCUUCGUCCUCAUCGCCCAGUUCGUCCUGGUCAACGUGGUGGUGGCCGUGCUGAUGAAGCACCUGGAGGAGAGCAACAAGGAGGCCAAGGAGGACGCUGAGAUGGACGCUGAGAUUGAGCUGGAGAUGUCCAGGGGAGCCAACCCCGCCGGCGGGAGUAGGGCAGGGGCCGCGGUCCCGGAGAGCCGGGCGCUCCAYGGGAAUCAGGAGCAGCCCAAAGCGGUGCUGCAGGGCAGCGCAGCCUCCCUGAGGCCCCAGGAUUCCCAGAACCUGCUGACAGUCCGCAAGAUCUCCGUGUCCCGGAUGCAUUCCCUGCCCAACGACAGCUACAUGUUCCGGCCCGUGACCCCGGCCAARGCCCCCUUCCCCCUGCACGAGGUGGAGAUGGAAACCUAUCCCUGCAAAGCCCAGAGAGGAUCCAUCAGCUCCAUCCGCUCCCAGCCCGUGGGUUCGUGCUCCUCCUCCCUGACAGUGCCCACGGAGUCACUCCCAGCCCCUCUCUCCCCCGGCCUCGAAGGGCGGCCCCGCUGGAAGGUCCWUCCCYYRCACAGCAYCCCCCGAUCUCCAGUGCUCAACAARCUGCUCUGCAGACAG
Molecule: messenger RNA, 3680 nt
Organism: Malurus melanocephalus (red-backed fairy wren)
Lineage: Eukaryota; Metazoa; Chordata; Aves; Passeriformes; Maluridae
Gene: CACNA1H
Product: calcium voltage-gated channel subunit alpha1 H
Exons: 24
Biological process (GO): positive regulation of calcium ion-dependent exocytosis; membrane depolarization during action potential; calcium ion import
Cellular component (GO): neuron projection; plasma membrane; voltage-gated sodium channel complex
Molecular function (GO): voltage-gated sodium channel activity; low voltage-gated calcium channel activity
Source: RefSeq, a predicted model, not a curated record